Dimorphilus gyrociliatus is the source of this 5233-nucleotide messenger RNA. NCBI's taxonomy places the organism in Eukaryota, Metazoa, Annelida, Polychaeta, Dinophilidae. The record is from the annotation of a GenBank genome assembly.
AAUUGAAUAAUAUGAACCGUUUAAGAAACAUCUUGACGGAAAAUUUUCCUAUUUAAAAAGACAAUCAAAUGCCUAUUAAAUUUAAAUUAAGAGGUGAGAGGUAUAAAAUUGAGCCUAAAUCCUACAGUUUUCCUACUUAGCUUAAUCGAUUCUAUAAAUAAUAUGAUAAAAGAAAACAUAUGAAAAUAAUUCCGCUUAAAACCUUAUUGGAGUCAAUAAACUUUAACAAUGACUAUAAUAUAUACAAAUACAUUUAUGAAUGAUUGGUUGAUUUACCACUAUUUCCUUCUUUUGUCUUGCAUUUCUUCAAUUCUUAUUCUUAACCCAUUUUUGCUAUAAAAUAUAUAUUCAACAAUAAAUUCAAUAUUCUCUCGUUAGAAAGAAAAUAUAGAUUAGUUUAAUCUUCUAUUUUAUAUUAAUAUCAUUAUAUAUUACUGUUAAAUCCUAAGACUUUCCCAGCGUGACGAGGAGGAUAUAUUAGAAAACUUUUCUUCUAAUAUAUCUAUAUAUAUUAGUAUAUAUUGUAUGUAUGUAUAAAGGACACUAAGCAAACUCUAACACUGUAACCUUGCUCUUUCUUAAUAGUUGCCCUUAAAUUUUUUGUUUUUUCCCUGCACUAUAACUACAGAAUAUCAUAAAAAAGAAGGUCAAUGAUAUUUAAUAAUUUUUUUAAAAACAAUAUUGAAGAUAUUUAUGAAAGAAAGUUUGCUGUUAUAUCUCCUCUCUCUCUCUCUCUUCCUCUUUAUGUAUAUAUUCUUGUGCUUUGUACAAAAAACUCGAAAAUUAUGUCUUUAAUUUCACUAAUUUGACACUUUUUUAUGGAAAAAUUUACUUUUGACACUCGAGUUCUGGUGGAAAACAUACUGCGAUUGUUUUAAAACAAAUUGACAGUCUUCGUUGUGUUAUAAAACGUUUGUCAGUCAAACUGACAACAUAUAUAAUCGGAUUAUUUUUACAAGAGUUUCAUUCGCCUUUUUAAUAUGGUAAUGUCUUUAGACGUCAAAGGUGACGCGCCAACUUUCUUCAUUGAAGAUGCUAAUGAAAACUGUAUCGGAGAAUACCCACGUCUCCUUUGCGAACUUUUGGAGUUUGACUAUGAGAAAGAUGUUUGGAAAGAAAAGAGCCGUUUAAUCAAAUUUGAAGAAACCGUAGAAGAAGGUGGAGAAAGAUGGUCGAAACCUCACGUUGCUGCUCUUUCACUCGAAGCUGUACAUCAAUCAAAAGAAGUACUAGAAAAUGCAAUACUACUUCAAGACAUUCAAGCCGAAAAUUACAAGGAUUUUACUGAGAAGUUAUUCGCCAAGCUAGAAAGCGAUACCGAUCUUAAGGAGGAGCAAUUAGAAGAGCUUGGCAAAUUGCUUUACAAAAAGCACCGACAUUUGAAGGGAAGAUACAAAAAAUUGGGCGACGGAGGAAGUGGUACCAAUACUCCAAGCGAUAAUAGAUCACCAGCACCAAUAAGAUCUUCGCGUACUGAUCCCGUUUUAAAACCAAGCCAACUAGGAGUGACAGGAAUUAGCCAAAAACCUAGUAUGUCAGACCUAUUGGAGCAUUUAGACAGUCGAAAAGACGAUGAAAUAUUUACGCCUAACAAAAAGUUUGCUAAACAUCUUCCUAAAAAUUGCGAAGCUGCUGACGUUCUUGUUGGUCAUGCUGAUUUUCUUGAUGAACCAAUUUGCCUUUGGAUUAGGCUAAAAGAGCCAAAAAUACUUAAAGAAACUUUAACCGAAGUACUAGUUCCUACAAGAUUUUUUAUAUUAUUUCUUGGACCGAAAUUGAUGUACGAUUAUAAGGAAAUCGGAAGGGUCAUGGCCACCAUGUUGGCUGAUUCUUACUUUAGACCGUGCGCAUUCUCGGCCCAAACUAAAGAUGACCUACUAGAGGGUUUCCAAGAAAGCAUUGAAGCUGGAACAGCUUUACCUCCAGGACAAUGGGAUAGAAGCCUUAGAAUAGAGCCGCCUUCGAACUUGCCUAGCCAUCCAAUAAGAAAAAGACCAUCAAAAAAUUCAAUUGCCAAAGACAAAGAAUCUAUUCAAUACGAGGAUACUGAAGAUCAUGCGGAGGAACACGGCGAUGCAACACUUGUUCGUUCGGGAAGAUUAUUUGGCGGUCUUGUGCAGGAUAUAAAACGAAAAGCACCCCACUAUUUAUCAGAUUUUAAAGAUGCUCUCCACCCCCAGUGUUUAGCUUCAGUAAUAUUCAUUUACAUAGCUUGUCUUUCUCCAAUUAUCACGUUUGGAGGUCUUCAAGGAGCCGCAACAGACAAUUACCUAGCUGCCAUGGAAGGGAUCCUAUCAGGUGCCAUUUGCGGAGUAAUAUACGUUCUAUUUUGUGGGCAACCUUUGACUGUUUUGGGUGCAACUGGUCCAAUGUUGGUUUUCGAAACAAUUCUCUUUCGUCUAUGUAAAACGUUCGGAUGGUAUUUCUUAUCAAUGAGACUCUGGGUAGGAGUGUGGUCAGGAUUAUUUAUCAUAAUCAUUUGCGCUCUUGAUUUAUCGGCGCUUGUUACUUACAUAACAAGAUUUACUGAAGAAGCGUUCGCAACCCUGAUCUGUAUCAUUUUCAUUCAACAAGCCAUUUCGAAGUUACUUUCUAUUCGUAAAGAAUAUGGAGUUAAUACCGAUCCUUUCAAUGUAGAAAAGAGUCAAUGCUAUUGUUUCCCAAAACCAAAUAGCACACUGAUCAGUCAUUUCAACAUUACUACCACCUCUAUGCCUUACACAACAGCAUCAUUAGAAAAUGCAACUAUGCCAACGGGACCUACCCUUAUUCCAACACUGUUAGCAACUAAACAAAAGUGUCUAGACAUUGGGGGUAAUCCAGUAGGAGAUGGAUGCAAUUAUGUUCCAAAUGUUUUCUUCUUUUCGGUUUUAUUGUUCAUUGUCAUGUUUACCGUGUCUAUUACUUUAAAAUCGUUUAGAAAUAGCCCGUUCUUUCCAUCAAAAGUUCGGCAAAUAGUCAGCGAUUUUAACGUUGUUAUCGGCGUUAUAAUAUCAGUUCUAAUAGAUUGGCUAGUUGGUUUAGACACGCCAAAACUUAAAGUUCCGGAACAAUUCAAACCAACUAGAUGGGAAGAUAGGGGUUGGAUUGUACCAGCCCUUGGAGGAAACCCUUGGUAUACCAUACUAAUAGCUAUUGUUCCGGCACUGUUGUGUACAAUUCUUAUAUUUUUGGAUCAGCAGAUUACGGCUGUUAUCGUAAACAGAAAGGAGAAUAAACUAAAAAAAGGCGGUGGUUAUCAUUUGGACAUUUUCAUUCUAUCAAUAAUUACAAUAUUGACUUCUGUUAUGGGCCUACCUUGGUUUGUAGCUGCCACUGUAAGAGCUAUGACUCACGUAAAUUCGUUAAGAGUCGAAUCGGAAGCAGCCGCACCAGGAGAAAAGCCUGAAUUUUAUGGGAUAAGAGAGAAUAGAGUCACAAUGUUAUUGGUUUCGAUUCUAAUUGGUUUAUCCGUUCAGUUGACAACUGUAUUCAAAAUGAUUCCUAUGCCAGUUUUGUACGGGGUGUUUAUGUAUAUGGGUGUUGGAGCUUUGAGAGGAUUACAGUUGGUGGACCGUCUACUAUUGUUAUUCAUGCCCCAAAAACAUCAACCAGAGUAUAAUUUUCUUAAAAAAGUGAAAACUUGGAGAGUGCAUUUGUUUACACUGAUUCAAUGUAUUUGCCUCGGUCUACUUUGGGUUGUAAAAGCGAUAAAAGUAACUUCAAUCGCUUUCCCACUGAUGAUUUUGUUAAUAUGCGUUGUAAGAAAGUUAAUGGAAAGAUGUUUCACUCAAAGCGAAUUAGGAGCCCUUGACAAUAUUUUACCCCAAGAUAAUUCUAAGAAGGAUAAGAAGAAAAGGUAAAAAUAAUACGUUUUCCAAUUAUAUACAACAGAUGGCGAUAAUUAUAUAAACGCCAUCUACAACGUAGAGAGAGAGAGAAAGAGAAAGAAAAAAAUAACUAAUAGAAUUGUAUUUAACUACUCUAUCUAAUCUAAAGAGAGUGAUAGAGAUGAUAUAGUUUUAAUUAUGCUCUUAAAGAGAAUUGAUUGAAAAUUAAAGAAUAAGAAAAUGAGUGAAUAUAAAAGUUAGGGUGUCUAUUGUAUCGUUUAUUGUUAUUAUCAUUAUAAACGAAGACAGGUAUAGAUAAAGAUAUAACAAACGAAAGAAAGGUUACAAUUUAGAACAAAAGAAAGAGAUUGAUUUAGAUUAAAUAAACUAGAAUACGAGGAACGUUUUUUCAAAGGAAAAGUUUGGAGUGUUGUUAUGGCACGUAGAACCAUUAAUUAAAGGGUAGAAACUUAAUGGAUAAUAUUUUAUAUACUUUUAUUUAUAUACUAAUAUACUGUAUAUACUAAUAUAUAUAUGCUGUAUAGCAUGGAAUGGCUUUUUAAUAAGUAACAGAUGUGAUUAAAGCAUCACAACAUUCUAUAGUGUUGUACUAAUUUUUCUAAGUUAUUUUCUUACAAAAACAACAGGGGCGGUUGGUUCAAAAGAUUGAGAAAAUCUCAUAAAGAAGAAGUAUAACAAUAAACUAGGUAAAAAGGAGGAGAAGAGGAAGAAAAAGAAGAAGAAGAAAAUGGAGGAAAGAAAAAAAGAAAACAAAAUAGAAAAAAAAUUCAAUAUCUUUAAAUCUUCUCUCCCAGAAAAAAAUAUUUUUAAUUAUUUACCGUUUAGUUAGAAGAAAAUGGGAUUAUGAUUAUAGAUUCGCAGUCUGUAUAAAAUUAUAUCAAAAAAUAUCUUAAUAUUGCAAAAUUUUCCAUGUUCGAUUUAAUAAUUGACUUAUGAAACCGUUCAAAAUUUAAUCGUUCGUUAGCUCAAUUUAAUCUAUAACAACUUGAAAUCGUACACUUUUGUUUAUAAGCAUCUUAUACAAACUCACCUUUUCUCUCUUUUUCUAUAUAAAUUCUGCUAUGAAUAGUAAACAGGAUAUAUUCUUUAAAAGUUGAAAAAUCAAUCAAUCAAUCAAUUGAUUUAAUUACUUUUUUUCUUUCUUCCGUUCUUAUCGCUUCUGCUCGUUCAAUAAUCUUUUCAAUUAAAGAAUAAUAUUAGAAGCAAUAGAUUAUCUAAUGUCGUAUUAAAAUCGCAUAUAACAUAUCAUAGUCAUAUAAUCAUAUAUUGCUACUGCUCAAUUGGUUAAUGACAAAUAGGAAAAAAUAGUUAUUUAUAUCCUAAUGGUUAGUUUUAAUUGUAAACAACAAAUUUUAGAUUUAUGUUUUGUUAUGCGAAAGAAUUUAAAUAAAUGAAUAAAAAAC